This is a messenger RNA of Adineta ricciae, 1038 nucleotides long. NCBI's taxonomy places the organism in Eukaryota, Metazoa, Rotifera, Eurotatoria, Adinetida, Adinetidae. The record is from the annotation of a GenBank genome assembly.
AUGGGUUGCGGGUCGUCAAGCAAAGAUGUUGUCGUUACACCUACUCUUGUCGUUUCUUCUACUUCAACAGCUGGCGCCGCGUUGCCAAACGCAAAUAUGUCAACAACAAUACCAACUGCAGAAUCUAAUAAUGACACAACUAAAAUCCUUAUUGCUCAUCAUACGACACAACAAAAUAUUAGUGAACGAUUAAAACAAGGAUUGAUUGAUCAAUCUUUGCAAUGUUAUUUAAUUAAUGAAAAUACUCCGAAUUCGCUUGAUAUACGAGCUAAACUCGUUCAAUGGUGUGACGUUUUUGUUGUUAUCAUUAGUCGACUUUAUCAGAGAACCCCGUUCUGUAUGGAAACUCUUCACUAUGCAAAAGAUGUUCGUAAAUCCGUUGUUGCUGUUCUUGCCGAACCGAAUUUUCGCCCAUACGGUGCAUUAGGUGCAAUAUCAGCAAGUGCUAUUCGAUCGAUUGUAUUAACUGACGAGCAAUCUCUUGUGCAUGUAGUCUCAGAGAUAACGACCAGUGCUCGAUCCCAGACGAAGAAAAAGUCAAGUACGAUCAAUAUAAAAGAUCUAUCGAAAAAGAAUGAAAAUGUGGUAAAUGCCAAAUUUCUAUCAGGUUCAUCAGAUGGUACUGUGCUGAUAUGUACUGCUGAUGAUGGUUUGGCGGUUGCUCAACUUGUUUUCGAUUCUUUGAUAGCAACACAACCAUCGAUUAUCGUAGAGAAUUUAUCGAAGCCUAAUGCAACGAGCAGUGUAGAGAAAUGCACAGUUUUAGUAGGAAUUCUCACUCCACAAUUAGAACAAUUAUCUCUUGGCCAAGCAGUGUUUGAAAAAGCUCGGUCUCUCAGCAAACCAAUUGUACCAGUUAUGGCAAUAAAGAAAUGGCGACCGGAAGGAUGGCUUGGUUUAGUAAUUGCAGGACGAGUCUUUUUUCGUAUAUUCGAUCAGGAAACAGCCAGUAAAGCAUUCUACGAUAGUAAUCGUUUGACAGAUUUACGUGUCGAAAUCGAAAUUGCGUGCCNGUACUCGAUGUGGACAACAGUAUGA